CCAUUGCUUUGCUUAUUCCAUAUAUUGAUGCCACUAUGGACGCAUCAGCUACGUUGUCGCGUCAGCCUGAUAUCCUUGCUAUUGCAAGGGAGCAGCUCGGCGUUCAGAAGCAUGUGAAGGACGCGUCCGUUCCCAAGUUCUAUCUCGCUGCGCUUCGUCAGCAUCUAGAUAUAGAUCCCUACGACACCAACUUUAGAGUCACGUUGCAACCAAAUACAGGAUAUGGCGUGAUCACAUGUUUGGAGCAAGGUUGCGCUGCUAUCAAUAUCCCAUUGAGUGCCAGACAGACUACCCGCUCAGAUGGAAAAGCGGAUGGUUUUGGUAGUUUGGCCAAUUAUAUGGCCCAUGCUAGUACAACGAAGCAUAAGCAGGCGAGACUUGCGCGCGUCAAAACCCUCCAUGCUAGGAAGGCGAUCAAGAAUGAAGCGCCAAAUGUACUUGCAUCAGACGUCGCCAUUGAUACAAAGCCGCCGCGAGGUGGCUUGUUGGCACAACUCGAUGCAAAUCUGAAUGUUAACAGUCUCUCCAACCCAAGUACCUCAGCACGACGAGCCCCAACAUUAAAAGCGCUCGUGUCAAUACCGUUGAGGCGCGGGACUGCUGGGACUGCCGUAGAGCCUGGGCCUGCUGACAGUGCCAUUCCCCGAAAGCGCACUUCGUCUCUCAUGUUCCUUGGUGCGGAAAAGGAGGAAGACAAACCUGGUGUCUCCACUCCCCCCGUAUCUAAGCGCACUACUCUUGAGCGGCCUGGGGCGCUUCUAGCGCCAGCCAAUUCCAACACGAAGUCUUCCCAAGGCCACAUUUUCGUACAGCCCACGGAUCACAAUGCUGUGCUUCCUGUGGCACACAAGGUAUCCUUGCACCGCAGCUCUGAUGAAGCCCCUUCAAGGAUCACCGGAAUCCAGAAUAACCUGAAUUCCCUGUCCAAGCUUUCUGAAUUGACAAAAGGCAGGACCGUUGAUCAAGGACUUUCCGUCAUGGCUUUCCAGAACCCUCCCCACAAUGGUGACGAAGCCGGAUAUUCUUAUGCAGCUCUUAACCACCAUCCUAUUGCAUCGGGAUCACGCGUUCGUGUCGACGCUGCUACUAUGGGGUCGUACACAGACUCUGAGGAUGAUUGGGAUCUGCGUGAUAUCUUCAGUGGCGCUGGCACUCGUGACACACGAUUCGACGAGGAUGGCGACUUCUACGGUAGAGGCAAAGACUUGUUUGUUGGCCCUACCGCGAAUCCGGGCGAUAUCGACAAGUUUUUGAUUGCUGCUGGCAAUGCGGAGCAAUUCGACGGCAAUGCCAGUGUCGACACAGCCCUCCAAAAACUCGGAUUGAAGAGUCUGUACGAUCUCCUUCCAGGAAUGGCCAUUUCUUUGUUGGCUCACCAGGUUAUCGGCGUCGCGUGGGCGUUGGAACGUGAGAAAUGUGGCGACAAGGGAGGCUGCUUGAGCGAUGAGAUGGGCUUAGGGAAGACGGUGCAGAUAAUCUCAGUGAUCAUUGCCAACCCCUCCGAUGAUCCUAGAUGCAAGACGAACCUUAUCGUUGCUCCGCUGGCCCUACUGAACCAAUGGAAGCUUGAGAUCGAGAUGAAGACCACCAACAAUUUGAAGUGUCUAGUUUACCAUGGGCCCAACAAACCCCGCAACAAGACCGACCUCAUGAAAUAUGACGUCGUGUUAACUACUUUUCACACUCUGGCACUGGAAUGGCCAGACCUAGAAGCGGAAGAAAAGGCAAAGCAGAAGGCUCAAAGGCGCAAGAAGAAUACCAAUUCCUUUAUCGAAAGUGAUUCGGGGGAUGACAGGAAACCUAAGAAGAAAAAGAGGGAAUUGGGGCUUCUCUUCCAAGUCCAGUGGUACCGUGUUAUUAUUGAUGAAGCACAGAACAUUCGCAAUCGGCGCACAAGAAUAUCUCGCAGUGUUACCGAUCUUGACACGACCUACCGCUGGUGCCUUACCGGUACACCCAUUAUCAAUGGCCUAGUUGAUGCAUACGCUCUGUUUCGCUUCCUCCGCUUCCGUCCUUGGUAUGAUUGGCAAGAGUUUAAUGGACACGUCUCCAUCAUCGAGAAAAAGAAUCCUGAAUUGGCAAGCAAGAGGCUUCAGGCUAUUUUCACAUCGAUUAUGCUGCGUCGCAAGAAAGAUUCAAUGUUAGACGGCAAGAGACUCAUCGAGCUUCCCACAAAACAUGUGGAGAUGGAGAAGCUAGAGUUUUCCCAAGAAGAGCGCGAAAUAUACCAAAUGGUCGAAGCUCGUUCCCAAGCCAAGUUCAAUCGUUUUCUCCGCGCUGGUACGGUCUUGAAAAACUAUCACCAAGUCCUUGUUAUGCUCUUGCGUCUCCGCCAAAUAUGCUCCCACCCCGCUCUUAUUCAAGAGACUUCCGAUGCGCUUGUUGCAGCAGAUCAACUGGUUGGCGAGAUUGACCUCAAGGCCGAGCUGUCUCGUGCAGCUCGGCUAGUGUCAUCAGAAUUUGUGAUGAAGCUGAAGGCAAAGUAUUUCCAGUGCGCGUUGGCCCGCAUGCAAGCAGAAAAAGAGUCCCUGGACGCCACUGCCGAAGGCGAGGAAUGCCCCAUCUGUAUGGACACAUUCACCGAGGCACGUGUAACUGCCUGCGGUCAUACCUUUUGUCGCGAGUGUAUCGCCAAUGUCCUCAAUGCUCCCUUUGUCCAAGACGCGGAGGACCCUCAUAAAUACCGGAGUAACGAGAAGCCUUGUCCCAGCUGCCGCUCUCCCAUCUCUGCAGACACCAUUUUCAUCCGCGAAGCAUUCGAACCCGCUGAUGCCGAGUUGUCAGGAGAUGCAUCGGCAUCCUCCGAUGACGAGAUGCCCGAGAUCUCUGAUAUGAUGUCUCGAGGAACGAAGGGCAAAGGCAGGGACAGGCGCAUCCGAAAAAGGCGUGCUGUGUGCGACUCGGAUGAUGAAUCGGAAGAUGAUGGCGACGACGACAUCAGCGAUUUUAUUGUCGAAGAUGGCGAGGAUGA
This is a messenger RNA of Suillus clintonianus, 2971 nucleotides long. RefSeq names its product SNF2 family N-terminal domain-containing protein. The transcript is spliced from 18 exons. The annotation marks the transcript as partial. Lineage: Eukaryota; Fungi; Basidiomycota; Agaricomycetes; Boletales; Suillaceae. Gene Ontology annotation, molecular function: ATP binding; ATP-dependent chromatin remodeler activity. The record is from RefSeq and is a predicted model, not a curated record. Gene Ontology annotation, cellular component: cytoplasm.